AUGAACACUAUUUCUUGCUCAAAGGUCUUCCUUGUGCUGCUUGUAACUCUCUUCCCAACCCAAAUUCUUGCUCAAAAUGCGAUCUUAGCGGUUUGUGAUAAGACUCUGUAUAAGGAAUUGUGCAUAAGUACUCUUCAAUCGGACCCGGCGAGUGAGUCGGCCACUAGUUUUGAAGACGCAGCCACAAUUAUACUAAAGAAUGCAACAUCUACAGCAACCCAAAUAAGUGACCAACUCACAAAAAUGAUCCAACAAGGAUCAUCACAAUGGUCGGGCGGCGAUCUAACUGCCUUGGCAAAUUGCAAAAAGUACUACCAAGAUGCAAUUGGAAAACUUGCGGAUUCGAGCAAAGCCCUGGCAUCUAGGAUGUACAAUGAUGUUAAGAAAGGAAUGUUGUCUGCCAUGGGUGCCGGUCCCUUAUGUGACGAUGACUUCGAGGCAUAUGGAAGUACCGGCACGUCUCCACUAGGCAAUCAGGGUGACACAUAUAACUCGAUUUGCGCCCUUGUCUACGAAUUGUGCAUGGCGAUAGCUAGCUAG
Molecule: messenger RNA, 540 nt
Organism: Corylus avellana
Lineage: Eukaryota; Viridiplantae; Streptophyta; Magnoliopsida; Fagales; Betulaceae
Source: RefSeq, a predicted model, not a curated record